Rhodamnia argentea is the source of this 1314-nucleotide messenger RNA. RefSeq names its product peroxidase 64-like. Gene Ontology annotation, cellular component: plasmodesma; plant-type cell wall. The coding region runs from base 258 to 1211 and encodes 317 amino acids. The record is from RefSeq and is a predicted model, not a curated record. NCBI's taxonomy places the organism in Eukaryota, Viridiplantae, Streptophyta, Magnoliopsida, Myrtales, Myrtaceae. The transcript is spliced from 4 exons. Gene Ontology annotation, molecular function: heme binding; peroxidase activity. Gene Ontology annotation, biological process: hydrogen peroxide catabolic process; response to oxidative stress.
GAGACAACAACUCCACUCAAAAAGGAGUGAGCCUUCUUGAUCACCAAAUCCACUGACCCGCCAUUACGUCCAUCCCUCUUGUUGGUAACAACUCCUGUAGCUCUCUGAGUUCUCGCUCUCUCUCUCUUCACUAUAGAUAGCCCAUCUUCUACUUUGUCUGAGUUUGCACACGAACACUAAGCAUUUUGAUCGGAUCUCUCGCACGAGCUCGCCGCGGCCGAGCAACAGAAAGAACCAAGUUCGAAACACUUGGGCCAAUGCAAGCCAUUGUUGCUGCACUGGGUUCUGCUGUUUUGCUGCUGUUCGUCGCAGGCGGCGCAAGUGGCCUGAGCUUGGAUUACUAUGACCGGACAUGCCCGAAGCUCGAGCAUUCGGUGAGGUGGGCCGUGAAGAAAGCGAUGAAGAACGACAACACCGUUCCUGCCGCUUUGCUUCGCAUGCACUUCCAUGACUGCUUCAUCAGAGGAUGUGAUGGUUCCGUGCUCUUGAACUCGACGGCAAAGAACACGGCUGAGAAAGACGGGCCGCCGAACAUCUCGUUGCACGCGUUUUACGUGAUCGACCAUGCAAAGGAAGCAGUGGAAGCUCAGUGUCCUGGGGUGGUCUCUUGCGCAGACAUCUUGGCUCUGGCCGCUCGGGAUGCCGUGGCUCUGUCUGGAGGACCAUACUGGGAUGUGCCAAAAGGAAGAAAAGACGGGAGGAUAUCGAGAGCAAUCGACACAAGGCAAUUGCCAGCUCCAACCUUCAACAUCUCUCAGCUACAGCAAAGCUUCUCUCAAAGAGGCCUUUCCAUGGAGGACUUGGUGGCUCUCUCCGGUGGCCACACCCUCGGUUUCGCCCAUUGCUCCUCGUUCCAGAACCGAAUCCACAACUUCGACGCUGCGAGCGACGUCGACCCGUCGAUGUACCCGCCCUUUGCAGCGCAGCUGCGGAAGGCUUGCCCAGCACACAACAAGGCGAAGGGCGCGGGGUCCACUCUGGAUCCCACGGCGGCGAAGUUCGACAACGCGUACUUCAAGGUGCUCCUCCGUGGGAAGAGCGUCUUCACUUCGGAUCAGGCGCUGCUCACCGUUCCGAAGGCCAAGGCAUUGGCCUCCAAGUUCGCCGAGGACGGGGAGGAGUUUGAGAAGGCCUUCGUGAAGUCCAUGAUCAAGAUGAGCAGCUUGAGCGGCGGGCAAGAGAUUAGGCUCAAUUGCAGAGUAGUUCGUUAAUUGUAUUCUUAGAUGGACGGAUUAGUUUGUGUGGCAAAAUUGUAAUUUCAUCACGCUCUUUGUUUUUUUGUCCUUUGGCUGUUUUUUUUUUUUUUUAGGAGUG